Messenger RNA from Pipistrellus nathusii (Nathusius's pipistrelle), 516 nucleotides. Lineage: Eukaryota; Metazoa; Chordata; Mammalia; Chiroptera; Vespertilionidae. The record is from the annotation of a GenBank genome assembly.
AUGGACAAGCGCCUGCGGGAGGCUCAGCUGUACAAGGAGGAAGGGAACCUGCGCUACCGGGAAGGGAAGUACCGAGAUGCUGUGAGUAGGUACCAUCGGGCUCUGCUUCAGCUGCGGGGUCUGGAUCCCAGCCUGCCCUCCCCGAUACCCGACCUGGGACACGAGGGCCCGGCCCUCACGCCUGCACAGGAAAGCAUGCUGCACGCCACCCAGACAGACUGCUACAACAACCUGGCGGCCUGUCUCCUUCAGAUGGAGCCAGUAAACUAUGAACGGGUGAAAGAAUACAGUCAGAAGGUCCUGGAGCGACAGCCUGAGAAUGCCAAGGCCCUGUACCGGGCCGGAGUAGCCUCCUUCCACCUGCAGGACUAUGACCAAGCUCGGCACUACCUCCUGGCCGCCGUCAACAGGCAGCCCAAAGAUGCCAAUGUCCGGCGGUACCUGCAGCUGACUCAGUCGGAGCUCAGCAGCUACCAUCAGAAAGAGAAGCAGCUCUACGUGGGCAUGUUUGGCUAA